This is a messenger RNA of Catharus ustulatus (Swainson's thrush), 1255 nucleotides long. It is a transcript of the gene RAB9A, whose product is annotated as RAB9A, member RAS oncogene family. The transcript is spliced from 3 exons. NCBI's taxonomy places the organism in Eukaryota, Metazoa, Chordata, Aves, Passeriformes, Turdidae. Gene Ontology annotation, molecular function: GTPase activity; GTP binding. Gene Ontology annotation, biological process: Rab protein signal transduction; retrograde transport, endosome to Golgi. Bases 212 to 817 code for a protein of 201 amino acids. The record is from RefSeq and is a predicted model, not a curated record. Gene Ontology annotation, cellular component: lysosome; late endosome; phagocytic vesicle.
CACAGGCCCUUCCCGCGGGCAGGGAUCGGCCUCCCCAGCGCGCCCGGGAGCGGCGGCACUUCCCUUCCCGCGGUCUGGAGCCGAGUCAGAUUUUUGGAAACUUGCAGAUCUGCUAUAGGCAACAAGUUUAACCACUGUAGUGAUUGAGGGCUGAGAAAUGUAAAACCUCCACAAACAGUCUAGGAAACCAGGAGGAUCUUUUCCCAUAACAAUGGCAGCAAAAUCAUCACUCCUUAAAGUAAUACUGCUAGGAGAUGGUGGAGUUGGGAAGAGUUCCCUUAUGAACAGAUAUGUCACCAACAAGUUUGAUGCCCAGCUGUUUCAUACAAUAGGUGUGGAAUUCUUAAAUAAAGAGUUGGAAGUCGAUGGACAUUUUGUUACAAUGCAGAUAUGGGACACGGCGGGUCAGGAACGGUUUAGGAGCUUGCGGACUCCUUUCUAUAGAGGUUCAGACUGUUGCCUGCUAACCUUUAGUGUGGAUGACUCUCAAAGCUUCCAAAACUUAAGCAACUGGAAGAAAGAAUUCAUUUAUUAUGCAGAUGUCAAGGAACCUGAAAGUUUUCCAUUUGUGAUACUGGGUAACAAAGUUGAUAUCGAUGAAAGGCAAGUGUCUACAGAGGAAGCCCAAGACUGGUGCAGGAAUAAUGGCAACCAUCCCUACUUUGAAACCAGUGCAAAAGAUGCCACUAAUGUUGCAGCAGCCUUUGAAGAAGCUGUUAGAAGAGUUCUAGCCUCUGAAGAUAGAUCAGAUCACUUUAUUCAAACAGAUACGGUAAACCUUCACCGGAAACCGAAACCCAGUUCAUCUUGUUGUUGACUUAAAUUUUUUUUGCCAAAUUACUGUUGACUAGCUUGCUCUGUAAAAGAACAGGGAAGAUAUAGUAGAUAGAAUAACAAAUGGAUUUCAUUCUAAUAUUAAAAUGGUAAUAUUCUGCUGCUUUCAUGAGGGAGAAAAUGAAAAAUCUCCGUUCAUGAGUGACCCAUUAUUGAAUAAGUGAUGCUUUCUGUUUAGGAAGACAUCAAGUAAAAAAAUAAUAUAGGAAUGUAAUUUGCCAACUUUAUUCAAAUGAUAAAUAUUUUGAAUAUAAUUAAAACUUGAAAGUUCUAGAAGCACUACUUUGGAGAAGCUGUUCUGGAAUUCAGGCACAAAGAUACUUUUAUAUGUGUAUAUUUUUAUGAAAUCGGCAUUCCACUUUUGUUUCGUUAGAUGUCAGUUUCUUAACAAUGCUUGGUAUUAAACUUCAGUCUCACUACA